Messenger RNA from Doryrhamphus excisus (bluestripe pipefish), 4175 nucleotides. RefSeq names its product gamma-aminobutyric acid receptor subunit beta-3-like. Gene Ontology annotation, cellular component: membrane. Gene Ontology annotation, molecular function: GABA-A receptor activity; extracellular ligand-gated monoatomic ion channel activity. The record is from RefSeq and is a predicted model, not a curated record. Gene Ontology annotation, biological process: monoatomic ion transmembrane transport. Lineage: Eukaryota; Metazoa; Chordata; Actinopteri; Syngnathiformes; Syngnathidae.
UAAUCACUCGUGGGAUGGAUGGGGGCUAGGUGGGAGGGGCGGGGGUCGGUAGAUCUUUUUUAAAUGAAUUUCAUGUUUUCUUUUUUAAUUUGGUGGAUUUUGCUGGAUUGCAAAGGGAAGAAGACGAGUGAAAUGCUCUGUUGCAUCAGCUGGGAUGCUUCGUUCAUCUACGCCGCCAUCUGCCAUGACUCGAUCUGGAUAUCCCCAACAGUACUGGUCCUGUGACCCCAUUCUCAGCACCUUUUGACGACCUCAUGACUUCAAGCUGCCUGACGUUGAGCAACCCCGUCAAUUUCCUUUGGUGCAGGAGACUGGAUACCAGGGGUCGCCAACCUGGGACUCCCUAGUCACGUUUCAUGCAUGGAUCCCAGCAGGACUGGGAAGAGAAGCAUGGAGACCAAUAUGUUCCUCUGGUGGAUUUUACCGCUUUUUUCCCAAGGCUUUGUUCGUCAAGUCCAAGGAGAACUUCCUUUUAUGUCAGGGAACAAUGCUGCAAUGCUGGUCAACUGGAAUGCUGUGGACGGAAACAAGAAGUUGUUCGCAAUCUACGACACAAGCAGCGUCAACGAGCCGGGCAACAUGUCUUUCGUGAAGGAGACGGUGGAUAAACUCCUCGAGGGGUACGAUAUUCGACUGAGGCCAGACUUUGGAGGGGCUCCAGUAGCAGUAGGGAUGAGUAUAGACGUGGCCAGCAUAGACAUGGUGUCUGAAGUCAACAUGGACUACACGUUGACGAUGUAUUUCCAGCAGUACUGGAGGGACAAACGUCUAGCCUAUGUUGGAAUCCCGCUCAACCUCACCUUGGAUAACAGAGUAGCAGACCAGCUGUGGGUACCAGACACCUAUUUCCUCAAUGACAAGAAGUCCUUUGUCCACGGAGUCACCGUCAAAAACCGCAUGAUCCGUCUUCAUCCAGAUGGAACCGUUCUUUACGGCCUCAGGAUAACUACAACAGCAGCAUGCAUGAUGGAUCUCAGGAGGUAUCCCCUGGAUGAGCAGAACUGCACUCUGGAGAUAGAGAGCUAUGGCUACACCACAGACGACAUCGAGUUCUACUGGAAAGGAGGAGAGUCAGCCGUCACGGGGGUGACGCGCAUCGAGCUGCCACAGUUUUCCAUUGUCGAUUACAAGUUGGUUUCCAGAAAUGUCGUGUUUUCCACAGGUGCCUACCCUCGGCUUUCGCUGAGCUUUAAGCUUAAGAGGAACAUCGGCUACUUCAUCCUGCAGACAUACAUGCCAUCCAUCCUGAUUACCAUCCUCUCCUGGGUCUCCUUUUGGAUAAACUAUGACGCCUCGGCAGCCAGGGUGGCUCUAGGAAUCACCACUGUGCUGACCAUGACUACUAUCAACACUCACUUGAGAGAGACACUGCCUAAGAUCCCGUACGUGAAGGCCAUUGACAUGUACUUGAUGGGCUGCUUUGUCAUGGUCUUCCUUGCCCUUCUGGAGUACGCCUUCGUCAAUUACAUCUUCUUCGGGAGGGGUCCACAGAUGCAAAAAAAGCUGGCUGAAAAGGCAGAAAAGGCCAACAAUGAGAGGGCAGCCAAGUAUGACGCUGCAAGGGAGGCAGGUAGUAGGGCUGCAUCCCUAAAACGGUCCAAUCAGUUUAGAGGCCUUCGCCACUCACGCUCGGCGGAACCAGGCCAUGGGAACAUUCUGCUGACCACCUUGGAAAUCCACAAUGAAGUGGCAGGAGGGGAGAUCACCACCAGUGUGGCCGACAUCAGAAACUCUCAGUCCAUGGUGCAGUUAGACAGCACAGCCUCGACGCACAUCCAGUACCGCAAGCAGAGCGGCGGGGUCGGCCCGCGUUCGGCCAGCCGUCACUCCUUGGAUCGGUCUGCCCAGAUGAAACGUAGCCGCCUGAGAAGGCGGUCCUCGCAGCUGAAAAUCAAAAUCCCUGACCUGACGGAUGUAAACGCCAUUGACCGUUGGUCACGGAUCAUCUUCCCCUCAGUUUUCUCCCUUUUUAACCUUGUCUACUGGCUCUACUAUGUCUGAUUGAACUGAUUUGUUUUUUGUCAUUUAACCUAUUUCCAUUUGGUUUGUUUUUUCCUCCUUUUUCUGUGCUUUUAUACAUACAUUGACUGUCAAGAUCAGAUGAAAGACUGAGAAUAUUCUGGACCAAGUAUUCAUCAAAUAACUUUUUAUAUUUACAUCUUUGAAUCUGUUUUAUUUUCUAUAGUACAUCCUCUAAGUUGUACUUGUGACCGUAAUAUUCCAUCAGACACAGAAAUGAAAGCCAGCAAUUAACUUAAUACAGUAUUUGCAAAAAAACAAACAAAUCACAACAAAACAAAUCACAAAAACAGUCCUUAAAGGACAACUUUAUACAGUACCACACAGGUGAUCAGAUAAGUGCAAGCAAUUCCUAAAAAAAAAAAUCAGUUAAACGGUAUGUUUGAUUGGUACCCUAUGCACUGUUAAUGCAUGUAAUGAUCUGCCAAUGUGGUCAUCUUUUACCGACACUUUCUACUUCAGGAUGGUGACUCUCAGGCUCUUAGUAAGAUUUUUACUAUUAUCGGCAUAAUUUUGGUCAAAGAGAGGAACAACAAAAACAAAAAAAAGCACAAGACUGAAUAGCACUGCCGUUGUGUUUCCGCUUGACCUUUUAAUUAAAGCUUCAAAAUAAACAUUGGAGCAAAUUGUCCCCAAAUUCCGUUUCAAAACUGCCAAGGGGCUCAUCCAGAUUUACACAAUAUCCAACCAUUCAGAAGCCUUUUCAAGUAACCCCAUACAUUUUUUGUGUUUGUUACCAACUACAGUGUGCUAUUUUUUAGUUGGGUAGGAUAUCCUUCAAAAUGCUCACCCAUCAUAUCCUAUUUUCAGGUGUCCAUAUGGUUUCCCGCCUUGUCUUGUUGCAAAUGGUGGUACAGUACACUGGAGGAAUGAAAUAUAUGUAUAUUUAAAAAUGUAUAUAUUAUAUAUAACGUGCACAACCCUAAAUUAAAAAAAAAACAUCAAGUGUUGAACAUUGCGUUUGUGCUUGUUAUGCUGGCCAUGAAAUGUCAGUCAAUUUAGUGCAAAAAAAAAAAAAGAUUCAAAUACCCAUUUACUUUCUUCUCCAAAAUGUGAUCAUGCUAAAGUUCCACUUGAUGCCAAUGGGUUUUUUAUCCGACUCCACAGGCGGACCAUGCAGGCCAUUUACUGAUGACUGACAAGCACAUGCUCGCGUUGAAUGUAUCCGAUUCAUUGUUCUUCAGGUAGAGGAUAAUGAGCCAUGGUCAUAGUUUCUUUACAUCUGAAUGUAACACCUCAUUACGAUGCACGUGAGCAGGUGGGGGUAAGAGGGGUUAGGAGUGUGUACACGUGCAGAGGGAACAGGUUGCGUACAGGUUUUGCUAUGUGUUGACUGUUGCAUGUGGAACUGAGUUGUGGCUUCGAAAAUAAUCAACCACUUCCAGCUCAUGAAUGAUACAUCUGAAAUGUUUUCCAUGAUCACCAGAUCCCCACUUUCCUACUCACAUACACACAUAGCUUUGUGCAUGAACAUGUAUUAAGUAUGACUAAUAAAUACUUAAGAGUAAAACUUUAAACUUGUGACAGUCUUCAAAUAACUGAAUGUAUUGUACUUGGAUUGUUGCUGUCGGGCUGCAAUUUCCUUUGACAACAAAUGUGGUUGGGGACAGGUGGGGUGCCACAAUGUAGGUUUUUUCGUCUUAAGUACCAUAACCUUGCCCUGUUUUCUACUGUGUAGAUGAGGCUUCACACAAGUGUGGGCUGGUUGCAAGGACUCCUCCAUUUGAUGAAAAAAAUAAGACUAUUUGUACUUCUAUUAAAGAAACUAAUAGACACUGAAUGAAGCCUCAGACUCUUGGGCCAUACAUUUGAUUUUUGAUCAGAAAAUUUACAACUAUGAAGUCGUGUGUACUGUGCAUGCAUUAACACAAUUGGAGAGACUUUUAGAGAGGGACAGUAAAAAUGUUUUUAUCAAACUCAUGAGUGCUGCCAAAUGCUUGAUCAAGAGAUAACACUAUGCCAUGCGAGCUGAUGUUGAAAGAAGACAAAAAAAAAACAAUCAGGUGUUGUAUGGCCUUGGUCCCAUAAUGGAAUGUGAAAUGUUCUGUGCUGCCACAAAUGUAUUUAGGCUUAGAUUUAUAUUGUAUAUCUGUAUGUUUAUCUUCCUUUUUCAAUUGAUGAUUAUGUUCAAUCAUCAAAUAAAUGAUAUACAUUGU